CUGAAACUCAUUAGGGUUCUCUACUCUACUCUCACACCCAAAAUUUCUCCUCUCUCUCGCCGCUCAGGCCGCCGCACGCAUCCGCCUCAUUUCUUCUAGUCUCUAUCAUAAUCUCAGCGUCCUCGAAUCUCUCUCUAAUCUCAGCCUCAUCGCUUCCCUCUAUCUCAUCCGAUCAUUGGCGUCAGCUCCUUCAAAUCUUGGGGCUGCGGCGUUGUCAAUUUCCAGUACUUCAUCCAACUACAUUCGAAGAUUAGGAGAUGGCAGAUCGGUUAACCCGUAUAGCAAUAGUGAGCUCCGACAGAUGCAAGCCUAAGAAGUGCCGCCAGGAAUGCAAGAAGAGCUGUCCUGUCGUCAAGACUGGGAAACUAUGUAUCGAGGUUACCCCUGCAUCCAAGAUUGCUUUUAUCUCAGAAGAAUUGUGCAUUGGGUGUGGUAUCUGUGUUAAGAAAUGCCCAUUUGAAGCAAUCCAAAUUAUCAACUUGCCAAAGGAUUUAGACAAAGAUACAACACAUCGUUAUGGGCCUAACACUUUCAAACUACACAGGUUACCAGUCCCAAGGCCAGGGCAAGUACUUGGUUUGGUUGGAACUAAUGGCAUUGGGAAGUCAACUGCCCUAAAAGUUUUGGCUGGAAAGUUGAAACCAAAUUUAGGUCGUUUCAAUAAUCCUCCAGAUUGGCAGGAAAUUUUGACCUACUUUCGAGGAUCUGAGUUGCAGAAUUAUUUUACCCGUAUCCUGGAAGACAAUUUGAAGGCCAUUAUAAAGCCCCAGUAUGUUGAUCACAUUCCAAAAGCAGUUCAAGGAAAUGUUGGGGAGGUGCUCAACCAGAAAGAUGAAAGGGAUAUGAAGGAAGAACUGUGUGCUGAUCUUGAGCUGAACCAGGUUAUAGAUCGUAAUGUAGGGGAUUUAUCAGGUGGGGAGCUUCAAAGAUUUGCCAUUGCUGUCGUUGCCAUACAGAAUGCAGAGAUAUAUAUGUUUGACGAACCUUCAAGUUAUCUUGAUGUGAAACAGAGGCUUAAAGCAGCCCAAGUUGUCCGAUCUUUGCUCAGGCCUAAUAGCUAUGUAAUUGUUGUGGAGCAUGAUCUUAGUGUCUUGGAUUACUUAUCAGACUUCAUUUGCUGUUUAUACGGGAAACCGGGUGCAUAUGGAGUUGUAACUCUUCCUUUCUCAGUUAGAGAAGGAAUUAACAUCUUCUUGGCCGGAUUUGUUCCUACAGAAAAUCUUAGGUUCCGGGAUGAAUCUCUGACCUUUAAGGUUGCUGAGACUCCACAGGAAAGUGCUGAGGAAAUUGAGACAUAUGCACGAUAUAAAUACCCAUCUAUGACUAAAACUCAGGGAAACUUUAGGCUUCGUGUUGUUGAGGGAGAAUUUACGGAUUCUCAAAUUAUUGUUAUGCUGGGUGAGAAUGGAACAGGGAAGACAACAUUUAUCCGUAUGCUGGCUGGUCUAUUGAAACCUGAUAUUGUAGAAGAUUCCAAUGUGGAGAUACCUGAAUUCAAUGUUUCUUACAAACCCCAGAAAAUCAGUCCAAAAUUUCAAUCCACUGUCAGACACUUGUUACAUUCAAAAAUUCGUGAUUCAUAUACCCAUCCCCAGUUCAUGUCAGAUGUGAUGAAGCCUCUUCUUAUUGAACAAUUGAUGGAUCAAGAAGUUGUGAAUCUCUCUGGUGGAGAGCUGCAAAGGGUUGCAUUAUGCUUAUGCCUCGGGAAGCCUGCAGAUAUCUAUCUUAUAGAUGAACCAAGUGCCUAUCUUGAUUCUGAGCAGCGUAUUGUUGCUUCAAAAGUCAUAAAGAGGUUUAUCCUACAUGCUAAGAAAACUGCAUUCGUGGUUGAACAUGACUUUAUUAUGGCUACCUACUUGGCAGAUAGAGUUAUUGUCUAUGAGGGGAAGCCAUCAAUUGAUUGUGUUGCAAAUUCUCCACAGUCAUUAUUGACUGGGAUGAAUCUAUUCUUAUCUCAUCUUGAUAUCACAUUUCGACGUGACCCCACUAACUACCGCCCAAGAAUCAACAAAUUGGAGUCAACGAAGGAUAGGGAACAAAAAGCUGCUGGAUCCUAUUAUUACUUGGAUGAUUGAUAUAACCACGAAGUUUUGGCCAAAUUUAGAGGGCUUCAAUGUGAUCUAAUAAUGGAAUCCCGGCUGAGUCAUGACAUGCUGACAAAUGAUGGGACGCCCUUUGUCUGUGAAGAGGUGAUGUUUGUUUACCAGUGAGUUUCCGUGAAUGAGAGUUUCCAGGCCCUUCCAUAUUGUUGCUAGUUGAGUACAUUAUGCCCUAUGUGUGCUUGCACUUAUCCCAAUUUUGUUAAAAUUUGUCUCUGGGCGACGGAAUCUAAAUGUACAAUGGUCUCUCAUAGUAUCAAUUUUUCUUUCUUUUUGAUUAACUUUUGUGCUUCCAGGGUUUAUGUAACUUUUGUCUCUGCCAUUAUGAUUUUUAGUUUUCACACCAGAAAUGCAUGGGUGUUUUAACUCUGAAUUAAAAAGAAGUUUGCUUCAUAUUUG
This is a messenger RNA of Prunus mume (Japanese apricot), 2498 nucleotides long. RefSeq names its product ABC transporter E family member 2. The record is from RefSeq and is a predicted model, not a curated record. Gene Ontology annotation, molecular function: ATP binding; ATP hydrolysis activity. NCBI's taxonomy places the organism in Eukaryota, Viridiplantae, Streptophyta, Magnoliopsida, Rosales, Rosaceae.